Messenger RNA from Triticum dicoccoides, 786 nucleotides. RefSeq names its product putative disease resistance protein RGA1. The annotation marks the transcript as partial. Gene Ontology annotation, molecular function: ADP binding. The transcript has 2 exons. Lineage: Eukaryota; Viridiplantae; Streptophyta; Magnoliopsida; Poales; Poaceae. The record is from RefSeq and is a predicted model, not a curated record.
AAGACUUCGUUCAGUGUUUGGUCGAGCAGUUUCACGCAGCCAUAGGUGUUGAUGUUUUGUUGGAGACAGAGAAGACGUCCCAAGAGUUGAUCGAGGAAUUCAAUGGAUGUGUGAACAAGAAGCGUUACCUGAUUGUGCUUAAUGACCUAUCCACCAUUGAGGAGUGGGAUCGGAUUAAAAAGUGCUUCCCAAACAACAAUAUGGGGAGCAGGAUCAUAGUGUCUACAGCUCAAGUUGAAGUUGGAAGCUUAUGUGCAGGGCAAGGAAGCAUGGCAUCACAGCUCAGGCAACUGUCUGCUGAUCAAAAUAUUUAUGCUUUCCAUGAGAAGGUUUCUCAAGAUGAAACAGAUUUAAUUAAGACAGAAUCAAGCUCAAACCGUGCCAUUACCAGUACAGAUAACAACUCUACUACGAGUGAAAUAUCGGAGGACCAGUCAAAGGGUGCAGAUGAAAAAACUAUAGUAAAAAAGAGCUUCACCCGCCUCAGGACGACGGUGACUGCUUUGGAGGAAUCUCACCUUGUUGGGCGAGAGAAAGAAAAGGAUGAGAUUGUCAAAUUAAUUUCAGAUCAACCUACCCAAGAAUUCCAGGUGAUCACUGUGUGGGGAAUGGGUGGUCUUGGAAAAACCACUCUAGUCAAAGAUAUCUACCAAAACCAAGAGCUGAGUAGCAUGUUUGAGAAGCGUGCUUGCAUCACAGUUAUGCAUCCUUUCAAUCUUGAAGGUCUUCUUAGAAGCUUAAUUAUGCAACUAGAUAGAGAAUCUUCUGAAAAGAAGGAUGUGGCGG